Molecule: messenger RNA, 771 nt
Organism: Ectocarpus sp. CCAP 1310/34
Lineage: Eukaryota; Phaeophyceae; Ectocarpales; Ectocarpaceae
Source: the annotation of a GenBank genome assembly
AUGCUAUGGAAGGUGCUGGACAGGGCCGGGAUUCCCGCGAAGCUGAUCGAAGUCAUCCGCCAAUUCCACGAUGGAAUGCGGGCCCGGGUGCGCAUGGACGACAGAGAGCUAUCGGACUGGUUCUUCGUGACACAGGGCGUGCGACAAGGAUGUGUGCUAUCCCCACUGCUGUUCAACAUCUUCUUCGCCGAGGUCCUCGAGGUCGUUGUCAUCCGAUUCAGCGAGGAUGAUGUUGUUCUGCGGAGCCUGGUGUGCUUGGAGGAGGGGAAGACGGAAGUCGGGGGGGGGGAGGAGACACCCCUUGACCGAGUACGGAGGGCAGUACGGGGGAUGCUGUAUGCCGAUGAUGCCGGCGUCGUAUCGAGGUCUGCAGAAGGACUGCGAGAAUGAUGACCAUCAUCGUUGAGGUGUUCCCGCGGGGAGUUCGGGCUAACCGUGUCGGAGAAGAAGACGGAGACGCUCCUGAUGCGCGCAAAGGACAAGUCGACUACAACAUCACAGCCCGCCCCGCCUCCACCACUGACCAUCGAAGCCGCGGGACAGAAAUACGCCCAGACGACCGAGUUCCGGUACCUCGGUGGCCUCGUCAACGAACAUGGCGACCUCACCCGGGAGAUCAACUACAGGAGGAGGGGAGCGUGGGCGUGCCUCAGGCGAUAUGGCCGGGAGUUCUUCGACAGACCGCCAGCGCCAUUCCGACUUAAGAUCCGCCUGAUCCAGGCGGAGGCGAUGGAGGCAUUGCUGUACGGCUGCAUGACAUGGUCACCACUC